Fusarium pseudograminearum CS3096 is the source of this 1641-nucleotide messenger RNA. RefSeq lists its product as uncharacterized. Lineage: Eukaryota; Fungi; Ascomycota; Sordariomycetes; Hypocreales; Nectriaceae. The transcript has 11 exons. The coding region runs from base 1 to 1641 and encodes 546 amino acids. The record is from RefSeq and is a predicted model, not a curated record.
AUGGCUGUGGCAGAGGGCGGAUGGUGGGCUCUGGUUACUGGGAGGCUGAUAUAUCCCAAGUGCUACUGCUCGACCUUCAACAACGUACCGCUGCAACAUCUUCGAUAUGACAACCUACCCUUGGGACUAUAUCUGCGCCAUCUCGAAGCAAGACCCAGACAUGAUGGGAAGCUAUUUGGCAUCCCAGCUGCCCUGAGCAGAGGCUGGGUGACAUCGAACUACCAAGACUUCAACGACCUGGUAGCCUACAUCAGCGAUGGUCAAAAUAUGGUUACUCAAUUGCUAACUGUCUACAGCAAUCGAGGCAUUUGGCGCCUUAUUAACAUGGAACGGUAUCUCUCGAGUUUACCACUGUUUUACAUCAGUCAGUGCUACGCAUUACUCGCCCCAGAGCGCACGUCUGUUAUGCGCAAGGUGCACGCUCUUGAGAGACAGGAUCUCAUCGAAGAGAUACGCAUUGCUUGCACGGCAAGCGACAUGCUUUUUUUUUCAACAUUGCAAGCCGCCCAGCGCUUCUACAGCUCAUGGGACCACCUACUUCAAACCGAAACAUCAGGCCAACAUGCCUGUAUUCAUCCGGGAGCGCUCAACACCGUUGGCAAGUUUGAUGUUGGGACCGAGAUCAAGAAAGUUAUUUGUACAAAUAGCUUGGGAUCUCACAAUGCUCUCAAAGCCAUCGUAUCCCAAUGGCCCAUGUUCACUCAACAGGACAACAAGACAUGGCACUGCUUAUCUCCCUUGUUGAUUUCAAGAUUUACAGACAAACAUCUCUCUGUCAAACCUUUGCUUGUGUCAAUCGACUCUGUUCGUGGGCGUCCCCGCAACAAGACACGAUUUCCAACGCCAAUCAAAGCGGCGCACCUCUGGGUGCCCAUGUUGGUAUCCUGUCUUGGAUUACCGAUCUUUCGGACUAUCCAGAGGCUGAACGAAGGAUGGAAAACAAGCCGCCAAUUGCUCGAUCAAAACACUGGGAUCAUCGCCAAUCUUGAACGACGCAUGAAGUUGAGGACGAUCCUACCUUGGAACAUGUUGAACACGAAUUUCACGUCGACGAUUCCCUUCUCUACAGCGGACAAUGCCGCACUCACCUCCGAGGAAUAUCACUACCUGCAGGGCUGGAUCAGCACGGACAGCGCCCUGUCUAAUCUGGAGGAGGCGAGUAGGCUUACGCACGUGUGCUGCGGUCGGGAAGACGUUGUUGAGACCAUCAUGGGCGUAUGGCAUUGCGUCGAUAGAGCACUUGACCACGACGGGUCAGUCGUCGGGAUAAUUGGUUCGGCUUCCGACUUUGCUAAAGUACUGGGUUUCUUGGCUUCACACCUCUUCACGGCAAGAUGUCAUCGACAGGUUCGACACAGCAACUUGGCAUGUCGCCGCGGUCUCCGAAGCACCAAGGCCAAACUCGCGAUGGCGACUGGUGACCUUCGACACUGCAAGAUCAUCAAACCCCUCGCAAUCCUUGAUAAAGGUCCACCCUCGAUGCAGAAGAAGGAAGCCCGAGCUAAAGAGAAGAAGAAGGUGUAUCAGUCUGACGGCGAAGAAUCAGAUGACAUUGAUGAGUCGAAUGACGACAAUGAGAUGGCCACUUCACCCAAAGGCCCAGGCAUACUACCGCCACCAGGUGAAGCAGGCUUUCCGUGA